UUACGUGGUGAUAUGAAGGCUGUUCAAACGUUCACCCUUAGCUACUUGAAAUCCACUCUUCCAAGAAUGGGCCUGCGCCUCGAGGUCAUCAUGUACACGAGGAAUGAGAACUGCGCGGUAGACAAGUAUCCCGCAUCGUCCUACCCACAUAGCAUAACCCCAUCGACCUCAACCCAAUCCAACCAUGACGUGGAACGUCCCAUACUGGACGGUGUCGUCGCCCUCAAGUGCCAGACCCGUCCUCACUACCCAGACCAAUUCUCGAAACGACGCCCAAGCGGAGCACCGCACCGAAUGGGAGGAAAUAUCCCCCGUGCUAGUCGACUGCGACGCAGAUGUUGUCAGCCUUGAUGGCAGCAAGACGCAUGAUGAGAUGCAAGUACUGCACCUGUCGAAGCUCCUCGACGAGGCGAAGCAAGAGAACCGCCGGUUUGAGGAGCAGGUGCAGUCCCUGCUCAACCAGUCUAUGACUGAGACAAGCAGCCUUCAGUCCAAGAUCGCAGAGCUCCGCCAGCGGAAUAAGGAGGCUCUUGCUGAGUGCGAACGGACGAAGAAAGAGAAAGAAGAUGUCGUUGCUGCGCUCACGAAGAAGAAUGAUGUCAUCAAGGCAACGCUGCAGCAGCAAAACCAGGAAAUGCGCCAAGCCCUCGAGGACCUGAAUCGCUCCAGCGCUCAAGCUCAAGCUGAACUACUGGAUGCAAGGAACAGCUUGCUAAUGUGCCGUCAGCAGCUCGCGCAAAGCUCCGCCCAACUCGAGUCCUUGCAGAAAGAACAAACUGCAAGGAUGAAUCUGACAGACCGAGUUGCUGUGCUGGAGGCUGAGCUGAAGGCCAAAGAUACAGAGCUAGCUGAGAUGAAGAAGCUCAGCUCCCAGGCUAAGAGUGCAAACGUCGCUAUUUCCCGCGAUGAUUCGACAACCCUUGUGCAGGAAUUCAACAACAUUCGGGCGCUGCUAGCAAAUUGUAUCCCAGAGCGUCUUGGGGGUAUGUUUGGCACUAGUAUGACGUCCUCAAGCAACGAGGUCGUCAGCGCUCUCCGGAAGCUGAACUCCGAUAUCCAUCAAGAUGCCACCAUCAUGGCUGAGUCUAUGGCAGAAUCAUUUGGGUUUAAGAACAGAAGAGGGAGCGAAGAUGAAGAGACGACGCUAUUCCAGCAAGUGGGCACGACCAUUGGCCCAAGUCUCGUCCACUUCUUGGGCACCAAGAGUCAUAGCGAGGAUCCUAUCCUCAUCCAGAUCGCUUUCCAGACAUAUAUCACUCGGUACCUCUGUUGGCUCUCGACUGCAUGGAUUGCUAGCGGAGGCAAGGAAAGACUUGGCGCAGCUGAUCAGAGUAACACUACCCAAACGGUCACCACAGCAUGGAGUGCACUAUCGCAUAUUCUCUCCAAGCAUCUCCAAUUCGAUGACGCCCAACUUUGUUCCGCAGCCGCAUCCAAAAUCGUAGCCGGGCUCGCUGACAUUUUGCUCGUUGCGGGCUGUGAUGGCACUCGGCUACAGCUUUGUGAUACUUUGAAGCAAAAGUUCAGCGAGAAGAUUUCGCUGCUUGCGAAGUCUGGCAUGCGCAUCAAUAAGCUCAUCAUCAAUAGCAUCGACCGGGGUCUUGACGUCGUGGUAAUCAAACCAGCCACAGUGUUCGAUUCCACGUGCAUGGACGAUGGGUACGAUGACGGUGAACGUGACAAGAAUACUGCGAACAACCGUGUCCUGUGUCCUACUGAUAUCGGGUUGUUGCAGCGUUCCAAGGGACCCAAUGGCGGAGUGAGGAUUCUGUUGAAGCCAAAGAUCGCGCUGGAAUCUGUGGUGGAUAACUUGGACGACUGAGAUUGGGUGUUUCGAAAUUUCCAUGAACGCUGAACGUGAUUUUGUGUACAUCUUUUGUAUAUCGUGACGUACCUACCUCGUGUUUCGAAUAAGUAUUUAUCUGUUUUCAUCAUGGGGUGAGAAAAGGCCCCUGAUUGAAUGUACUACGGGCGCAAGCGGACAUACUUUCU
Messenger RNA from Suillus plorans, 1992 nucleotides. RefSeq lists its product as uncharacterized. Lineage: Eukaryota; Fungi; Basidiomycota; Agaricomycetes; Boletales; Suillaceae. The record is from RefSeq and is a predicted model, not a curated record. The coding region runs from base 185 to 1822 and encodes 545 amino acids. The transcript has 3 exons.